Molecule: messenger RNA, 1749 nt
Organism: Zea mays
Lineage: Eukaryota; Viridiplantae; Streptophyta; Magnoliopsida; Poales; Poaceae
Exons: 1
Coding region: 454-1419 (321 amino acids)
Source: RefSeq, a predicted model, not a curated record
UUUCAAAAGCAUUUUCAUGAGAUGAAAACAUAUAUGACCAGACAUAGAUUCAGCCUCGAUCUAUAUAUGCCCUCUACCAAAAGGAAACGCUUAUUACAAGUGAUGUAGCCUGAACGAAAAAUUCAAAGAGCCUACGGGCCAACAACCAUGGACAGGCCGGCCUGCCUUUCCUACGGCACAUCGAGUGUGUCGUCUGAAGAAAUCGUGCUGUGAAUAUGUGUGCAACCAUUUGGCAUUUGUCUCAGCUAGCUAGCGCAUGCAUAUAUAUGCACUCGUUCCUGUUCAUGCGUGUGUCUCGUUGCUACAACCUUCUGGUCAACUCAGCGCGGCGCUAGGAAGAAAAGCAAGAAGAAGUCGCAAGCGAAACGCGACGCCGCCGACGCGGACCUUGUCGCCGUCGCCGAGUACAAGAACCCUCGGAAACCCCCCGGAGGUGCCAACCUCUUCGACAAGAUGCUCAAGAAGCCGUGCCCCUAUCAUCAGGGGCCCGUCAAGCACACCCUUGAGGAGUGCGUCAUGCUUCGGCGCCACUUCCACAGGACUGGGCCACCCGCGGAGAGUGGCAGGGCUCGCGACGACGACAAGAAGGAAGAACACCAGACAGGAGAGUUCCCCGAGGUCCGCGACUGCUUCAUGAUAUACGGUGGGCAAGCGACGAACGCCUCGGCUCGGCACCGCAAGCAAGAGCGUCGAGAGGUCUGUUCGGUAAAGGUGGCGGCGCCAGUCUACCUAAACUGGUCCGACAAGCCCAUCACCUUCGACCAAGCCGACCACCCCGACCACGUGCCGAGCCCAGGGAAAUACCCGCUCAUUGUCGACCCCAUCAUCGGCGACGUCAGACUCACCAAGGUCCUCAUGGACGGAGGCAGCAGCCUCAACAUCAUCUACGCCGAGACCCUCGGGCUCCUGCGUGUUGAUCUAUCCUCAGUCCGGGCAGGCGCUGCGCUUUUCCACGGGAUCAUCCUCGGGAAGCGCGUCCAGCCCCUCGGACAACUCGACCUUCCCGUCUGCUUCGGAACACCCUCCAACUUCCGAAGGGAGACCCUCACGUUCGAGGUGGUCGGGUUCCGAGGAACCUACCACGCAGUAUUUGGGAGGCCAUGCUACGCGAAGUUCAUGGCCGUCCCCAACUACACCUACCUCAAGCUCAUGAUGCCGGGCCCCAACGGGGUCAUCACCGUCGGCCCCACGUACCGACACGCGUUCGAAUGUGACGUGGAGUGCGUGGAGUACGCCGAGGCCCUCGCCGAAUCCGAGGCCCUCAUCGCCGACCUGGAGAGCCUCUCUAAGGAGGUGCCAGACGUGAAGCGCCACGCCGGCAACUUCGAGCCAGCGGAGACGGUUAAGUCUGUCCCCCUCGACCCCAGCAGCGACGCCUCCAAGCAGAUCCGGAUUGGCUCCGAGCUCGAUCCCAAAUAGGAAGCAGUGCUCGUCGACUUUCUCCGCGCAAACGCCGACGUUUUCGCGUGGAGUCUCUUGGACAUGCCCGGCAUACCGAGGGAUGUCGCCGAGCACUCGCUGGAUAUCCGAGCUGGAGCCCGACCCGUGAAGCAGCCUCUGCGCCGAUUCGACGAAGAAAAGCGCAGAGCCAUAGGCGAGGAGAUCCACAAGCUAAUGGCGGCAGGGUUCAUCAAAGAGGUAUUUCAUCCCGAAUGGCUUGCCAACCCUGUGCUUGUGAGAAAGAAAGGAGGGAAAUGGCGGAUGUGUGUAGAUUACACUGGUCUAAACAAAGCAUGUCUGAAGGUUCCC